UGCGCCUCUGCUCCGCUCCCGGUAAGACGUCCGGUCGUUCAACCAGCAGCGUCGCCCGGUCCGCCUGACCGCUCGUCGAAGCAGUCCCCAACGCUGCCUCGAUCAUGUUGAAUUCCCCCAGCUUGGCUGAAGCAACCCGUCGUCCCCCCGUGGCCAUGGACUCGAGAACAACCGCGCCGGCGGAGCCUCCUACCAAGCGACCCCGGUCUCCGUCCAGUGAACUGCCCCCGAUUGCCUCCAAAGUCCCCAAGACGCAUUCGAACCACCUGCAGAUCAACUACCUGGCGCGCCAGUAUUCCGACAACCUCCCGCUCGUCUCCACGGAGGAUACAUUGCCCGCCAUCCUGCGACUCAUUGGCGAGUACGACGGCGUGUUGCAUCGCCAUGAGAGUAUCGCCGGCAACCUGGGCGCGUGUCCCCUGGGCCCCAUCCUGAUCAAGCGCUUCGAGCGCCUGUUUGACGGGCCCCCGCAUGUGCUCAAAUCCCACGGCAAGGAGGGCAGUACAGUCACCUGGCUGGAUAUCGUCGAAUUCGCCAAGAACAAGCCCGAGCAGUUCAACCUGGAAAAGACCCGCAAUGGCGUGCGCGUCUGCCAGUUCUAUACGAAGCAGUGUCGCGUCGAGAUCUCCGAGGAAGACUACGUGUUGAUCGCCUCGGGCAUGCCGCAGAAAAUGAUCCCCCCGCAACCGAUCGUCGAGGACGAGGAGAAGGAACUGGGCGCCCUGGAGAUUCUCGAGAAGAAUCUGCAGCAAAUCAUCCAGAUGGCAGAUCAAGUGUCUGCGCGCGCACGACAGCUCAACCAUCGUCUGAAGAACCGCAGGACGGCCAUCAUCAGCAGACGGGAGAACGACGCGUCCCUGCACUCGCAGACAUCCCGUUCGAUCAGUCCGGCCUGGCGGGACGCCAACGGAGUCCCUCAGGGUCCCGUCAACAACAGCAACGGUCAUGCCAAUCCCCAGUCGCCCCCCUCUGGCUUCGUCGCUGUCAACACGCACCGUGCCGGUCCGGCAGAGCAGCCGCAGGAGGAGAACAGCAAUCUAUCCUCCCAGUUCAUGUUUUCCCACCCGAAUGCUGAGAACAUCACCAUCAUCAACGGGACCUCGAUCAAGGGCGCAUCUCCGACCACCCGUGCCGAGUUGAUGAAGAAAUUCUUUACCACCGCUGAUCGUCAAGCUCGCGGAUACCCGCCCGAGGAGGAUAUGCAGCAGAUGGGCCGCCAAUCUGCGCGUCCGCGGCCUCGCGGUUCGGACGCCAGUGAAUACUCCACCAGCGUAUAUGCCGGAGUGUCCGGGACGGUGGCGAUCCCCAGUACCCCAUCGUCGUUGCUGCCGCCACCGAAAUCAUCCAGUCACUACGAUCGCGACGACGGUGGUCCCUACAAGAUGGAAAUGGUCACGCGGAUGGAAGAGCUGCAACGGGGCGAGCGCGUGCUGCCCCCAUGCGACCGCUGCCGUCGUCUUCACAUGGACUGUCUGAAGAACCUGACGGCAUGUAUGGGCUGCACCAAGAAGCACGCCAAGUGCUCCUGGAAGGACGUCAAGGAAGAGGAGCUGCGAGAAUUCCGGCCGCCGGUCCGCAACCGGGAGGCCACGGAUGAAUCCCACCGCGAGGACACUGCCGCGCCGCCUCCGACUCAAGCGGAGCGGGAGCGAGAACCGGUGCCGGGCAACAAUUCCCGCAGUGAGUCCGCCCCUAGCCGUCCCGCUUCGGAAACGCAACAGUCCCAGCAAUCCCGGGAACCUGCUUUACCUCGCCGUGCUGCCAGUGAGAUCCAGGGCAGCGCGGUCUCGAGUCAUGAUCGACGGCUCAGCAUCAACCGCAACGGCCCGGUGCAGGAUGACGAUGAUCCCGAUGCCAACCAGCGGCUGAUGCAGGCCAUCAUGGAUACCGUCGAUCAUCAUGCACGCGUGGCGGCCGCUGUGAAGGAACGGGGAGAGGAUAUCACAGAUCGAGACCGAGAACGGAGGAUGGCCAAGGCAUGAUCCUACAUCUGCGGUCUGCAACGCGUUUUCUUCUCCUUCCUCCUGAUAUCAUGACAUGUUGUCUCGUUUAUGGGACUUACCGAACAAUCGCCAUAUUCAUGGUUUCGUUUGAUCAGCAUCUUUUUCCCCUCUUGUUUUGCAUGGAUUGAAAAGCUCCGUGUCUUGGCUGCAGAGAUAGCCGUGU
Paecilomyces variotii is the source of this 2166-nucleotide messenger RNA. RefSeq names its product putative C6 finger domain protein. Gene Ontology annotation, biological process: regulation of DNA-templated transcription. The coding region runs from base 105 to 1982 and encodes 625 amino acids. The transcript has 2 exons. Gene Ontology annotation, molecular function: zinc ion binding; DNA-binding transcription factor activity, RNA polymerase II-specific. NCBI's taxonomy places the organism in Eukaryota, Fungi, Ascomycota, Eurotiomycetes, Eurotiales, Thermoascaceae. The record is from RefSeq and is a predicted model, not a curated record.